Opisthorchis viverrini is the source of this 750-nucleotide messenger RNA. RefSeq lists its product as hypothetical. NCBI's taxonomy places the organism in Eukaryota, Metazoa, Platyhelminthes, Trematoda, Opisthorchiida, Opisthorchiidae. The coding region runs from base 1 to 750 and encodes 249 amino acids. The transcript has 3 exons. The record is from RefSeq and is a predicted model, not a curated record.
AUGGCCCAUUCUUCAGACACUUUCUCUUCGUCCCACAUAGUACCAAUAAGCUUUGUAAGGUGGGCCACCAGGGGAUUUCCGCCUUCUUUGAAGAGGGCUGGAUACAGACCGUCCGGUCUCGGUGUCUUCUCACGUUUCGGUACGGUUCAUCAUCAGCGACAGCAUGACAUCAGUGUUCAACACCAAUGCUUCACUGUCGCACAUCAAUACGGCUAUUUCAUACCUUAUUUCUUCUUCCGAAGUGCGAUCAAGGUUUACAUUCCAUUCGCCCGUAUGCAUUAUCUCCACCGGCUGUGUUGCAGGAGGCCAGCUGAACUGCUCUUCGAAGUGAGGACGAUUAGGGUCCUCAACCAAAGCCUUUGGCUCAAAAGCCUAACCGCAAGGCAGCGGUGUUUGGCGGGGAAAUGCGAAUGCAUUACCAUUUCUACGGAACAAGUCGCCACAUGUUCCAACCCCCAACCUGGAGGGCCAGGAGACCGGUGUGAGAGACUCUGUGAGUGUCGCGGGACACUCUCCAGUAUAGCUCAAUGGAUUGCUGAGGUGCGCAAACCGUCACACCACGGUAAGGCCCAGUCUCUUCGUGACACAGGGCAACAGCUGCUCCCAUCCCAGCUUGAAUUAAUCGAGAAAGAUGUGCAUUCCCGAGAAGUCUGCACGGCAGAAGUCUCGAACUCACGUUUGAGGUUCGGGAUUCCUGGCCCAAUAGCGGAUGAAAUGAAAUGUCAGCACACAGUGGGCACUGUGUCCUAG